Messenger RNA from Notolabrus celidotus (New Zealand spotty), 1629 nucleotides. RefSeq names its product extensin-like. Lineage: Eukaryota; Metazoa; Chordata; Actinopteri; Labriformes; Labridae. Bases 241 to 1557 code for a protein of 438 amino acids. The transcript has 8 exons. The record is from RefSeq and is a predicted model, not a curated record.
ACCAGAGAAUAACAUUCUCAAGACUUCAGCCAGAGAGCCACAGUCCCUACUGAGAGCGAAAAACCUUGAAAACAAUGAACGAAUCCAAAAUCUGAAGAAUAUUUCAGCCAAACUUGUCUACUCUAUCCUCAGUGACGAGUAAAGACUCCUGUAACAACGAGCAGACAUCAGAGCCAGUCUUUCUUCUGGUGUUCAGAAACAACAGACAACACUCAAGCAACACCAUCUCUGUCUCCAAACAUGGAUCAGAGAGCAGCGUUAGACCAACAUGUUGAAGGGCUGGUGUGGGGAGAGCUGUUUCCCCCUCUGGAAUACAACAUCGCCAAUAUGUGGGACGAUGUAGUCAACUCUCCACCUCCCACUUCAACUCCACAUCUACCUUCAACUUCCCUUGCUGGUUUUGAGCUUAAUGCUCCCUGUCAGCCAGCAGCAAGUCAGGAUGGAAAGUUUGAGAACUUCACAUUGACCGAAGAUAGUCUCCAGUUCUUUGACCUGCAAAGCCCGGCGGCCAAUCCCGACUCAGAGCUUAAGAUAAUGAGUGCAGAGGACAUCAUGGAGUCAUGCAAGGAGGCAUUUGAGUUAAUUCCAUCAUACAAACCAGAAUAUUCUCCACCUCACAAUUUGACUCCACCUCCAUCUUCAACUUUCCUGGCUGGUUUUCAGAGUUACGCCCCCCCUCAGCCAGCACAAAGUCAGGAUGAUCAGUUGGAGGAGUUCACAACACUUGAAGAUGCUCUCAAGUUUUAUGACCAACAGAGCCCAGUAUACAGUCCCUUUUUAGAGGAGAUCCUGUGGCAGGACAACAACAAGUUCAACCUAGAGCAGUACCUGCCCAGUUACUCCUAUUUAAAUGAUCUUGGCACAGCUGAACCAGAACUAGCACCAGCACCAGUGUGGGCACCAGCACCAGCACCAGUGUGGGCGCCAGCACCAGCAUCAGUGUGGGCACCAGCACCAGUGUGGGUGCCAGCACCAUCACCAGCAGCAGCGUGGGCGCCAGCACCAGCACCAGCACCAGCGUGGGUGCCAGCACCAGUGUGGUUGCCAGCACCAGCACCAGCAACCAUGCAUCCACCUGCUGUUUAUCCACAACCAUAUCAGGGAGCACCAAUUAGCCUCCCUGUAGCCUUGAAGCAGAAUCCACCGCCUGAUGAUGUUCAUGACGGACAUGCAUUGUACCAGGCUCUACUAGCAGACUACCCAUACAUGGCCUCUUUUGCUGCUCCUCCUCCCUGCACCUCAUCCUCAAAGAAAAGAAAGCGCAAAGAAAAACAGCACGAUGACAGGCCGCACAUAAUGAAGACACCCAAUGAUAUCAUGAUCUUCAUGUCAAUGCAAAGGAUGAAUGUACCAGAUGCUGUCAAAGAGACAGGGAAGGAAGCAGUUGUUGCGCACCUUGGCCAGAUGUGGAACUCCCUCGCAGAGGAACAGAGUGCAAGUUAUAAAGCGAUGGCCGAAGCUCUGAGAGUGUACCUCACAAAACUGAGCAAUGAGCAGUCAACCAGUGACAACAAAGGCCAGAAGAAGAAGAAGAGGAUGACGAGGAGAAAAAAGUAGCAUUCUACUAUAAUUAGUGCAGUUACUUAAAACAUUUUUAUCACUGUACAAUAAAUUAUAAAUAAAUCAAAA